Molecule: messenger RNA, 198 nt
Organism: Nerophis lumbriciformis (worm pipefish)
Lineage: Eukaryota; Metazoa; Chordata; Actinopteri; Syngnathiformes; Syngnathidae
Source: RefSeq, a predicted model, not a curated record
ACCAUCAACAUGGCGCUGGCAAAGACUGUGUACAAUUUGCUCUUUAGGAGAACGUCUACUUUCGCCGUAACCAUCAUGGUCGGGGCUGUCCUCUUCGAACGAAUAUUCGACCAAGGCGGGGACGCAGUCUUUGAACAAAUGAAUCGCGGGAAACUGUGGAAACACAUCAAACACAACUACGAGAACAAGGAAGAAUAA